Molecule: messenger RNA, 2052 nt
Organism: Penicillium lagena
Lineage: Eukaryota; Fungi; Ascomycota; Eurotiomycetes; Eurotiales; Aspergillaceae
Gene: pps1
Product: tyrosine/serine/threonine protein phosphatase PPS1
Exons: 4
Coding region: 1-2052 (683 amino acids)
Biological process (GO): nuclear DNA replication; protein dephosphorylation
Molecular function (GO): protein tyrosine/serine/threonine phosphatase activity
Source: RefSeq, a predicted model, not a curated record
AUGACGACCGUCGUGGUCCAGCAGCACCAUACCCUGCGCCAUGCCACUCCUCCUCCUCCCGCCUCCAUCCCUUCGGCGCUGACCGUCAAUCGACGGCCCAGCCCAAUCCCAAACAAGCACCUGCCAGUGUGUCCGACGGGGCCCCCAGUAGAAAGCUCCCAGCCCGCAUCCCCAACCAGCUCCGUCGACCAGCCCGUCUCCCUCCUCUCCCCGCCCGACCGCUUUACGCGACUAUCGCAUUCGACCUGCCCCACGGUAUAUGCCAUCGACGCUCACACUCUGGCCGCGGCGCUGGACCUGCAGUCUACGCAGCCCUUGCCGGACCCGUCGCAGAUGUUCCCGUGGUUACAUGGCCUGCACCAGGAUAACCAUUUGCAAUUGGGGUUCUUCGCCAGUCGGAAACGGUCGCUGCGCCGGUCGCCGAAAUGCUGGCGCGGCAUCACCAUCAUCAAGCUGGGCGGAGAUCUGAGCAAGGCGCGCAUCAAGGGUGCUGUCAGUCCCGGCGAAGUCCUGGCGCCGGCGCCGGCCUCGCGUUUCUUGAUGGCUGACCCUCGGGAAGGGUUCUCCGUGCGCAACUUUCAGAUCCAGACGGCCAAAUUGGCUGCUAUGUCCGACAUUGUCGUCUACGGAGAGGAUAGUGCGAGCAAAGCGGAACUCCUUGCGCUGGCCGAGGAGUUUGCGACGGCGCAGCAUGCGUAUAGACUCCAACAUGACCCGGCGCAAGAACGACCUUCUUAUAACACCUUCGUCGUCUCCACUUCCUUUUCCGAGAUGGAGAAGCAACAUCCCAGCUUGAUCGCGAUCAACUCGAAAGGUGGAUUUACCGGUCAAGUUAUGGACUUUUUCCAGUGGGAAAGACUGGAAAUGUGCAGCAUGUCCCGGGCCUCCGAGAUUUCUACCAAUGUCUGGCUCGGCCCCACUCCAGAUUAUAUGCUGAGGCCCGGGGUGUGCGAGCACCGACUGGAAGAAUCUUAUGAUCUGCUGAUUGAAGCGAGCGAUCUCGCCAGCAUCCCCGGGCCGCGGUUCUUGGCCAUGACUGAUAAGCAGCUAGAAAAAGGCUCCCAGCGCAUGGAGUUCCCUUCGUCAGGAUCGCUUGUCCUUCCAUCAGGCCACACUCGUGAGAUUGAGGACUUUGUCAACACCAUUCGUUGGAUAUAUUACCUCACACAUCCAGAUGAGCCAGCGGAUGAGUCUAUCCACAGUGAAGACGGUGACAUUGCAAUGGUUCACCUCCGCAAGAAGGCGCGCAGAGUCUUUAUUCACUGCGCGGAUGGCUAUACUGAAAGUUCGCUGCUGGCCAUUGCCUAUUUCAUGUUCGCCGAGGGCGUCCCUGCACAUGAAGCCUGGCUCAGGCUCCACUGUGAAAAGAAACGCAACUUUUUCACCUAUCCCACCGACGUGGCGUUCUUGUGUCAUGUCCAAGAACGUCUCUUGCAAGAGAGCCCUGAAUGUCGGCGGAUCGACGUGACAGACAUGGGAGACCCCAAUUGGUUUCUCAAGAUUGAUGGUUCUCUCCCGAGUCGCAUCCUGCCCUACUUGUAUCUUGGCAACCUUGCCCAUGCGAAUAACCCCGAGCUACUCUGGGAACUUGGCAUCCGCCGUGUGUUGAGCAUCGGCGAGCCUGUCACCUGGAGUGACGAGGAACGCGCCAAGUGGGGAUCAGAGAGCUUGAUGUAUAUUGACAACGUCCAAGACAACGGUAUUGAUCCUCUAAGCAAGGAGUUUGACCGGUGUCUCGAAUUCAUUGGCCGUGGCAAGAAAGAUAAUACCGCCACCUUGGUUCACUGCCGAGUGGGCGUCUCCCGAUCUGCAAGCAUCUGCAUCGCAGAAGUGAUGGCAACCCAGGGCCUGUCGUUCCCGCGAGCGUAUUGCUUUGUCCGCGCACGCCGACUGAACGUAAUCAUUCAACCACAUCUUCGAUUCGUCUACGAGCUCCUGCAAUGGGAGGAGCUCCAGAUGCAGAAACGAGGCCUGCCGAUGAAACGCGAGCUCGAGUGGCCCACCAUAGCCCGCGAGAUCGCACUCCUCAACAAGCCAUAUUCCAGGGGUUGA